AAACGGAAGCCACAGUCUCAUGGUAUCCUGGAAAAAUGCUUGACAGCUAAUACAAAAAAUGAAAGGAAAAAUAGUAUACCAGAAACUUCAGACCUGCAGGAUGAUCAAGGAAGAUCACUCAUACAGGAAGCACAACAGGAACCAGUACCCAGUGCAAGUACUGUUUCACAAUGUCCCAUGUGUGGCAAAGCUUUUGAUCCAAGUUUCACCAUGCUUGAUAUAGACAGUCACCUUGCUACUUGUCUGUCCUCCACAGAUGAUGAUGUGAACUGGUGAUUAACAUUUACACUUCAGACACUC
Molecule: messenger RNA, 300 nt
Organism: Saccostrea cuccullata (small rock oyster)
Lineage: Eukaryota; Metazoa; Mollusca; Bivalvia; Ostreida; Ostreidae
Product: Fanconi anemia core complex-associated protein 20-like
Exons: 3
Molecular function (GO): ubiquitin binding
Source: RefSeq, a predicted model, not a curated record